UAAAAAAUCAAAAACCCAAACAAGACAACCCACCCCCAAACCCUGCCCAAAACACCUCCCAAGCUUUGGCUCCUCAGUUUUACUUUUAAAGGCUUUGCAGCUCAGCUCCAUUUCUUGUGGCCCAGCCUGUGCAAAAGCAGUUUAAUGGUAUCAAAAGGCCUUUGUAAAAGUGCUUCAUUAAAAAUACCUUUUAGGUGGUGCAGAGUUAAUGUUGAAUCGAGGUGCUGAGUAAACACACUCUGCAUUUUUUGCACUCUGUUGUUGGUGACCUGACACUCAAAAAGUGGUGAUUCCUCAUAAGUCUUGUAUAUCUCAGUAAAAUCAGUUUCUCUUUAGAGUUCCCCCCCUCUUCCAAGCACUUUGGAAUAAAAUCCUCACGAUGCCUUGCCUUCUGCCAUGGUACAGUUGUCAAAACUGCAUUUAAAGAGCCUUUCUUUGUCUGGUUUUGACAAAACUAAACCAAUAAAUACACACUUAAAAAUGGGUUUGCAUCUAUAAAAGACCAGAAGCAAGCUCAGGCACCUUCCAGAAAAAUUUAAUUUGAGCUGUGAAUUUCCCUUCAUUCCAUCCUUUUGGUGUUUCAGGGCACAUUUGAUGGUAGAUUUUCAGACAGUCAGUGCAGCUCUGCUCGUUUGUCAUCUUCUGUCUGGGCAGGGUUUCACUUAAUGGUGAAUGUGGCCUUUACUAAUGGGAUGUUUUAAAUCCCUAACUUCAUUUGUGAUUCUGGCCUUCACAAGGAAAUGCCACCAGUUCUUCAGAAGUGGAUUUGGCAGCAGCCUCAGCUUCCAUGUGUGAUUCAGGGGCAGGUCUGGUAUGAAAUGUUUUUCCGGAGGGAUGGAGCCCACACCGUGUGCUGCCUGGAGACCCCGGCCAUCUCCACACGGAAAACAAAAAAGAACAAGCAGAAAACUCCAGGCAUUGGGGAGGGCAGCAGCACCAGUGAGACUCCCCAGCCUCCCAGGAAGAAGAGGGCUCGGGUGGAUCCCACCGUUGAAAGUGAGGAAACGUUUAUGAACAGGGUUGAGGUGAAGGUGAAGAUCCCCGAAGAGCUGAAGCCGUGGCUGGUGGAUGACUGGGACUUGAUCACCAGGCAGAAACAGCUCUUCUACCUCCCUGCCAAGAAGAAUGUGGACUCCAUUUUAGAGGAUUAUGCAAACUACAAAAAAUCCCGAGGAAAUACUGAUAAUAAGGAAUAUGCUGUCAACGAGGUGGUGGCUGGCAUCAAGGAGUAUUUCAAUGUCAUGCUGGGCACUCAGCUGCUGUACAAGUUUGAGAGGCCCCAGUACGCCGAGAUCCUGGCGGAUCACCCUGACGCUCCCAUGUCCCAGGUCUACGGUGCCCCACACCUCCUGAGGCUCUUUGUGCGGAUCGGAGCCAUGCUGGCCUACACGCCCCUGGAUGAGAAGAGCCUGGCUUUGCUCUUGAACUACUUGCAUGACUUCUUAAAAUACUUAGCAAAGAAUUCCUCUGCGUUGUUCAGUGCCAGUGACUAUGAGGUGGCCCCUCCCGAGUACCACCGGAAAGCAGUGUAACCCCAUUUUCCAUGGAGCAAGGCUUGGGUCCUGCACCACUGCCCACUUCUGCAUCCUGUCCUUCACCUCCCCGUCACACAGCUCCUGUAAGCAUAAAGUGAAUAAAGUUGUGUGUGUGAAAUGGAACUGCCACCGAAGUCCGGAAGAUUUCUUGUUCUCCAGUGGAAUUUCUUGUCCCGACGUGGAAGCUCGGAGCUCCCGGGAGCUCCGUGGUGUUUCUGGCUGGGUGUUUGCAUCGCUGGGAUGUAGAGGAAUGUGUUCUGCUGUGUCAUUGUCUGAACUCCGUGCUCGUAGGGCUGCUCUCCCCAGAGGCUUGGCCUCACUAACCUGCUUUAUUCCAUAGUAAUGACAGACCCACGAGGGCUCUGUCACCUGUGUUGGUGCUAUUGACUGUCCCACUCACCCCAGUGACUUUUUGGUGUUGGAAGGUCAAUGUUUGGUUCAUAAAUGUCUGCUUUUCAUGGGGUAGUUGAAGGACUGUGAGGUUUUUUUUAUAUUCUAAUGAUAGGAAAAUGCAUUCUCAUCUCGUAGUGUUUGGAAAUGUUGGUUUUUCGCAGAGCUGUUUUACAGAUCUGCAAAUAAACUUUUUUAAUUUCAAAUGUG
Messenger RNA from Cinclus cinclus, 2135 nucleotides. It is a transcript of the gene MORF4L1, whose product is annotated as mortality factor 4 like 1. The record is from RefSeq and is a predicted model, not a curated record. The transcript is spliced from 9 exons. Bases 741 to 1532 code for a protein of 263 amino acids. NCBI's taxonomy places the organism in Eukaryota, Metazoa, Chordata, Aves, Passeriformes, Cinclidae. Gene Ontology annotation, biological process: regulation of DNA-templated transcription; chromatin organization. Gene Ontology annotation, cellular component: nucleus; NuA4 histone acetyltransferase complex.